AUGGCGGAAGCUCUAGCAAAUCUAUCCCCUGGUGGAUACGACGAGGAGUUUGUUAACGAAGUGGAAGACGAUUUGCAAUGUGCAAUCUGCCAGUUAGCAUUGAAGGAUCCAAUGCUAACGAAGUGUGGUCACAGAUUUUGCAGACAGUGUCUCGACGAGCACUUUAUGAUUUUACGAUUUGUGAUUUAUUCGAACCGGAAUGUCUGUUUAUGCGAAUGGUAAAUGCCCUGUUCUAAAUGUAUAACUGCGAUAUAAAAUAAAUUUACAAUUACAGAACCCAGUCAAAGGACUCAAAGGAAUGGUUCAGUUUUAAAGGGGUUGUAAUUUGGGGUCUGUCCUCAGUAACCUUUAAAACAAGACAAGACAUGUUAUGAGAGUAUUAGAUACAUAUGAGUAUUACAUAAGUUAUAGAUGCGGGUCCUUGUUAAAGGAAGAAAUAGUUGUCUAAGUUUUUGAACCUGUUUCUCGUGAGCCAAGAAAAGCUAUAUCUGUCCUCUGGAGUUUCAUAUCGUAGGGAAAAACUGGCAGUGAAUGUCGUGAUAUGUGAAACCUUCAGGAACAUAACGCGAUCACGUCAUUAAUGGAAAAGCGCGAAUAAUUAAAUAAAAGUAACUGCUUUUGGUUCAAAAAUGAAUAUCUCAAAAGGCUUGUGACACUCCAAUCUUAUCUAAACGAGUAUUCCAUGUACUGAAUUAGCAGGCAACCUGAACACACUGUGAACAUGGAAAGCGACAGAUUCUUAGACACAGAGACAACUUGCGCUCUUUUGCAUAAGUCGCUUGUGAAGGUUUAAAAUGCAAGGUUGUCUCAAACAAUCCUAUCGAUACAAACAUUUUGUUUAAAUAUGCCUUAUAUCGCAAGUUCUAGUAUCGUUAUCCACUUUGCGCUAGCGAUUCAGUCGUAUUUGCCAUUUGUUACGCCAUGUUACGCUGCAUACAUAAAUACAAAACACCUGACCGCCGGGCUAGCUUUUCCUGUCAGACAUUCUAAGCAUAGCGUCUGUUUGCUUCUUUGUUUGUGUGGUUGGUUGGUUGGUUUUUUUUUGUUUUAAUUAGCAUUUGCACCUAUCUGAAGCUCUGACGUUUAGCAGCGUAGAAUUUAAAUGCCACAAGAGGAAAGCCAUGUUCAAAGGCUGCAUAAUUUUCUGACUUUUGAACUAACCCGGUGGGUACUCCCUUAUGCAAGCCAUAACGGUGUGUGCCGCCCCAAAGGGUAGGGUUUUGCGCUGUUUUGGUCUGAAAAAAGGGCAAUAACUUUGCCCAUUUUGGGCUGGAAUCGGGUAUUGUUUUCGAGGGAACUACGGAGUGUAUGAACAUAUUUAUCGUUUCAAUUCCAAAUGAUUAAGAAAGAAAGAGAAAUAUGCGAAUUCCUAUUUUCUUACUGUUCUUAUCUAAGUAAUGGUCACAUAAUUUCUAUGGUUUUUAGAGACCAGGUCUGAAAACGGGUGUGAAAAAUGACAUUUUUUGGUCUGCAAUAGGGUCAGGAUUUGGAGAACCGGGCGGCACACCCCCACCAAGAAUUCCUAGCAGUACCCCCGGGUGAACUAAAAACUGAUAUCGCUGAAUAUGAAAUACGCGACGUGGAGGUGCCGGGUACCCCAGAUAGGUGAGGUAACAUGUUGUGGGUCACCCCACCUAACAUGUAAACGUGAUCAAAUUAAAAUGAGAGAUUAUAUAGACAAACGGGUUACCCCACCUAAGCGGGUUACCUCACCUACCAGGGGUCCCCCACCUCCAUGUAAACAGGCCUUUGCAGAUUGGCGCAAAAUUAACUUAUAGCUAUAAGGGCAGGUAUGGAACCUUCUCCAAAUUCAGGAUUCACUUUUUCCUACAUAACAUCAUUAAAAUGUUGUAUCAUAUUACAUUAAUUUAUUUCUGCUCGUUUCUGAAAAUUUUUUCUCUAUUUUUUAAACAGUCAGCAAAGUGCUGGUGACCAGGUAACUUGUCCAGUUGAUCGAGGCAUUCUCAUACAAAACAGAGUAAGUGAAUUCAGGUUUUGUUGGCUUUAUGGAUUAAAGGAUCGUUAAGUGAAGUUCUAAGACAUUAUAGAUCAGACUUAAGUAAAUUUUAAGGUGUCAUUUCCCUUUUAAUUUCCCUUAUCAUGUCUUGUCUGCGGCUUUCUUUUGGACAAUGUCAAACGCUUCUACUGAGACGGGUUGCUCAUAAAGGGAGAAAAGACGUGGUACCGUUAGAUGAUAUAUAAUGCUAAAAUUAGUUGGGUUUGUUUGAUUAUAAUCAUAGUCAUGAUUGAUCAUUCUUUAGGACCUUUUCCCAGAUAAAGCAACAGAACGGAAGAUUCUUUCAUUUUUUGUCCAUUGCCCAAGUGAAGGAUGUCAGUGGAUUUGCGAACUUAGGUCCAAAGAUGUAAGUAAGAUUUUGAUUUCAAUUUGCAUUUCGCCAAAGGAAAUAAACGCAGUGAGAAAAAUAAGUGAUGCAAUGCAGCGGGAAGAUAGCAUGGGAGACAAAUCAGUCAGUUAGUACACUACAAAUAAUAAAACAACCUUCCUCUAACAUACUUUUAUCGUCUAACGUAAUAGAAUAUUCGCAGGCUUUUGAUAAUCCUUUUGUUCAAAAAUUGAUGCAUGAAGAGUUUUAUUGGACCUCUUUCUACCUUUUAAAGGUUCAUCUGGAAUCGUGCCCCCAUAAGGUUGUUUCCUGCCCAAAUGAAAACUGUAACAAGACAAUGACCAGGAAUAAUUUACAAGCACACGUGACUACAACGUGCCCAUGGAGAAUUCUUCAAUGUUGUCACUGUAGCGAUUUAUAUCCGGCACGCAAAACUAAGGUAAACGUUUUUUUUAACUAUUAUGUAUAUUAAUUAUUAAAAUCAUUCAAAGUGAAUCAUGUCAGAAAACUACAUUUCCAUUCAAGUAAAGGGGAGGAGGGGCUUAAAAUCGGAUAUCGUAUGUUUUUGUUUACAAGUAGAUGAGCCUAACAGGGCGGCUUAUUAGAAGGGGGGACGCCUAUGAGUGGAAGCUCACACAUAAGUGAAUGAACAAUAAUGUCAGCUGUCUCACAGCGCUCUUGAGAAAGCUGUUUAAGGUGGCUUGACUGGCCAAUUUUGUUCUCAUGACCCUUAAAACUUCGUUCCAAAAUAUUUCCAAAACUCUGUCAUAGAAACUGUGCAAACUUUGCCAUAAUCGAGGCAGUGAAGGGAGGCACGAGUUCCCUUAAGCGAUUUCCAAAAAAAGAGAUCCUGGUUCCGAGAAAUACAAAGGCAAGUUAAAAACGUAAUGGCGUCAUUACGUUGCCAUGCUGACUCCGAUGUCAAUAAAACAUAAAUCAUUACAAAUUUUCAUCUUUAUCAAGAGCCAUAAUGGGAGUAUGGCUCUUGUCUUUGUACAAUACAGCUGUGGUAACUUUUUUCCCGAUAUUUUUGUUAAUGAUGACGUAGUAAAUGCUCAAAAUCUCUAAAAAAUCUGGUCGAGCCACCUUAAGUUACAAAAGAUAAAUUUGAUGGCAUUUCAUUCAACAGGCUCACGAACUUGACUGUAAGAGAAAACCGCUAAACUGCCCAAAAAACUGCGGCGCUGUCGUCCCACAAGAAGAGGUAACGCCGAGUUCAAGAUUUCACUUUUAGAAAACGAUAAUGAGUAGACUAAUAGGCCCUCUGCAACUAGCAGUGGGGGCCCGCUCCCCCAGCCCCCUUCCCCCCCUUAUUUUUAGACCAAACUGAGGCCUGAAGGGCCGGAAAAAAAAUUUCUAGAGACCAGGCUGCCCCCUUAUCUCAGGGUCUGGAUGACCGGGCCCCUCGUCUUAUCUGAAGGUCUGGAUCGGGCACUGACUAGUCCUUUACGUGGUAAGAGCAAGGGCCGAACUGGAAAAAGGCAAACAAAGAGCUCUUCUCAUUCAAAAUAGUACAUCAGUUCUUUGUUUGCCUUGUCACAGUGCGUGUCUUGCUCUCACGUACGACGGUUUUGUACCACGUGAAGGGCCCAUGGUUUUAGUAGAAACCAACACUUUUGGCGUUCGAUUCUAUUUCAAGUUUUGGUGGAAAUGUGUGUAAACGAGCAAACAACUUACUUACUUACUUGUAACAAAUAAACAACUAAAUUUUUGUACUUACCAUUAAAAUAUUCAUUCCCCAUUUUGAGCUACUUUGGUUGUUCCUGGUCUAGUAUCGCUUUGAUUAGUUUAUCUACUUUUUCAUCAAAUACGAUUUGUCAUUGUUUAUCUUUUUGUUCAAAACGAUGGUACACUGCUCAAUCUCUAUAACACUAUAGGUUAGUGAGUUAAAAUGAGAUUGCAGGAUUCUUGAAACUAUACCAGGUAAUUUCGACAGUUUUGUUGCAAGAGGGUCUCAAUGGGGUUAAGCGAUAGGCAUGAAACGGCCAAAAAUUUAGUCGCUAGCCGUAAAAAUUGAAAAAUUUUAACCGUUAACCGUAAAUAGGGUAAACAAGAGUUAACCGUAAAAGAAAGUGUUCCCCAGAUUUGUUAAUUUUAAGGAAGGUGCUAGACUCACUUAUGGUUGCUUUCCGGGCUACUUUGACUCCGUACGCACGUUAGGCCAAGCGCCAAGCUUUUAGGUUUUGACGUAGACCUCAGUAGGCGCCAUUUCCGCCGCUCUCUCGGGAAACUAACUUUUUCCAUAGCGAAAAUCAAUCUAGCUUCUUGCUGGGGAUAAUGUUUGCGAUUUUCAUGAGGUCGUGCCCUGUAAAUACUAGUGAAACAACAAGCAGAAUGACACUCAGUUGUAAAACACGUUGCCGAUAAACAACAAUUCCCUGUUUUUCUCUGACGCUACGGUAGACAUUGCCAUGCCUAGUCCCUGAACGGGUCUUUCCACGCAAUCUCGGUCAAGGCAUUUCGGUGGCGUAUCUGAGGAAAGUAACUGGCUUAGACCACGUGACCCGAAACGCAUUAGCCGCGCGGAAUAAUGCCAGAGGCCUAUGGACAAGGCAAUAGCAGACAGUCGGUCUGUACUCCUUCGCUAUCACUAAAAACGAUGGACACGGGAAUUUUGUUAUUCGCCGUUUUCAUACUAGAGCUAGAAAUGGAUUAUCCGUCUGAGACUAGCUUGUGUACAGUCGCCCCCUCCCCCCACAGACACAUCUUCUCCGAUUUUUUCUGAGGGAAGGGGGCAGCUGUACACAGGCAAUUUGAAACGGAUAAUCCAUCUUCGUAUUGUCUGUAAAAAUUGACGGAUAAAGUCAGGUGUAUCAUUCAUUCAAAAUUAAAACCAUUCCAUUUUCAAAUUAAGACGUAUUACCUGUCUGACGCGAAUUAUCAAAUGGAUAACCCAUCUCACACGAACAAUCCGUCUUUAGUGUGAAAACGGCUUUUUCUGGUAUAUGAAUGUCGCGCCCCAGGCCUUGAGUUGAGUGUUUGCGUGUCUUCUUUUGCUUUUUGACAAAGAUUUUUUUAAAUUGACCAUUGACAUUUCUAUGCGCAAAGUAAUAUUGGAAGUAGAAUACUUUGUAAAACGUAUGAUCUAUCAAAUGUUAACUUUUUUUCAAAAAAAUAGCUUAUUUCAUCCCGAGAUGAUCCUAAGACCUUUAUUUUGCUUUCAAGAUACAAAAAAUAUAGUUUUAUUAACAUUUAACUUUUUGAAACAAAAGAAAUUAACUUUUAACUUUUUUGUUGACCAUAACUGAAAAAAAUUAACCGGUAGCCGUAAAAGAGCCAAAAUUUUAGUCGAUAACCGUUAAAGCCGUCACCCCAUUGAGACCCUCUUGCAAGGCAGAAGAAGGGUUUUUCCCACCCGCUCUCCCUGGGCCCGGUUGUUCGAAGGCCGAUUAGCGCUUAACCCGGGGUUAAAUUUAACCCGGCUUUCUUUUUCUUGUGUUCAAAAGCAUUUUCUCGGAUAAUGUUCUCUGUUAUUUUUAGAGCGUCCAUUCUUCAACUUGUAGACAAAAAGAAUUAAAACUGAAAUGCUUUUUAAGCUUUUAAAUCUUGAUUCAAAUCUCGCACUAACCCUGGGUUAUCUUAACCCAGCUUUGAACAACCCGGCCCUCAGGACUUUAUUCCUCAUCAUGUCAUUUCACUCAUGCUCAGUGGUAUGGAAUAUGAUACUUUUUCUUUUCAUUAAAGCUAUUAACGCACGAUGAAAAAGACUGUCCGCUGACCAUAACGCCAUGUCCGUAUGCUCAAAUGGGGUGCACAACAAAGGUUAGUUAAGCUUCAUUCAGAAUAGAACAAUUUCCUUGAUAAAUUUUCAUUUUAAGUGUAAAAAAAGUAUGGCGAUUUUUCUUUCUUUUUCUCCAUCGUUUUUUUAAGCCAGUGCGUUGAUCUUCACUUAUAAUUUAUUACGAUAUGUCAAUAACAACGAAUACAGUAAAAACCCGCAUACAAGAACGUGUGGAUUAGGAACACCCAGGCUGAAAUUUGGUAAAAAAGGAGCAUAUAUAUAAGAACAAAUUCAGGCUGAAAAUUGAAAAUUGUUCUUAUAUAUAAAAACUCUUCCCUUUUCAGUUUAAUAGAACAGUGUCUGUAGCUUUACUGUGGUAUUGCACUAAGAUUUCUGUAUAAAUGCUCACUAGUAAUUUUCUAGUUAAAUUUUCUCUCAAAGUUAUGUAUUUCAUCAUAGUUAGUAAAUCCCUUACAUUUUUUUAGAAGUAAAAAAUGAAGAACACUUAAGAACACUUUCAGGCUGAUUUCACCUAAAAUACCCGAUAUAUAAGAACCCAACCAGCCUGAACCCCGAAAAUGGGUGUUCUUGUAUGCGGGUUUUUACUGUAAUUGCAUGAAUCCCAUUAACUCAAUUCACGCUUCGGUCGGCCAAUGAGAGUAAUUAGGAUUUAGAUUUUAUAUUUCAAUCUAGUCAUUUCUUUCACGUACAAUAUUUCUUAAUCAAACAAAAGUGGACUUAACUGGUGUCACUUGGGAGAAAUUAGUUAUGCAGACAGGAAGGGCGUAUAGUAUCCUUUAGCACAAAAGUCUUUUUUAUUGCAGGUUCAACGGAAAGAGAUUGAAAACCAUCUUCAGGAAGCUGUACGACCACAUGUUGACUUGGCUUUUGCAAAACUAACUAGCACACAAGAGGAGUUGAAAAGCUCUCAGGAUUUAACAAGUAAACUUAACGAGAAGUUUAAUGCCCUAGAAAGGCAAUUUGAAGAGCAACAGGGUAGUCUUCAUAGUCUGUUAAGCAAUGACCAUAGGGAAAAGGUCAAUGCACUUGAAAAAGAAGUAAGAACUUUUAAAAAAAAAGCAAUAGAGCUGCAAAAUAGAGUGGAAACACUGGAGAUGAUUGUUAAGGACGGCUCUAAGAAAGGAGAUUCAAUGGAGAAAAACCUUCGCCCGCUUCAGAAACCUUCAAAUCAAAUGCGGACGAUCGAGCAUAAAGGAAGUAGAUGCAUGUCUAACGAUUUUGCCAUACUGCCAAGAAGGGAAAUUUGCUCCGACAUUAACCCCGGUUUUUGGACAAAAGAGUGGAAGAUUCAAGGCUUCAGAGGAUUUCUUAAACGGGCCGAAGAAGAGGGACACGAGAUACAGAGUAAUCCGUUCUUCUUGGGUCAAAAGGGUUAUAAAGUUAAAUUGGGCCUAGGUAUUUCAGGUUCUUACCUCAACAUCCACUUUGUAAUAAUGAAAAGUGAAAACGACGUCAUAUUACCAUGGCCUUUUUCUAAAAUGGUUACUUAUAAAGUGAUUGAUCAACAGAAAAAUCCACAAGCAUGUGACGAUUGGACUACUCCAUUUGACCCUUCUUCUACAGACGCCAGGUGGAAGAAAAGUUUCGUGCGGCCUAACCUAGAAGAGAAUCCUCGAUGGACCAACCAAAUUCCGCUAUCUCGUUUAAGUGAAAGAGAUUACCUUUCGAACGACACCGUAAUUAUUAAUAUAUUAUUUACUCGAGGAUGGUGGAGCGGAAUAUAGUUUGAAAAUUACUUGACCUCUUAUAUUUUUCUCGGCGGCAGUAACUUUGAAAUUGGUUGGAGCCAUUGACUUGGAGAGAAAAAACAUGUCACAUAUAUGACGUCAGCAGCGGCUUUUUUAAAAUCAUUUUUCCAAAAGUAGGCUUCCGUUCAUUAAUUAAGUAAUUUUGCUUGGGCAGUCGUUU
Messenger RNA from Porites lobata, 7995 nucleotides. The record is from the annotation of a GenBank genome assembly. Lineage: Eukaryota; Metazoa; Cnidaria; Anthozoa; Scleractinia; Poritidae.